AUGACAUGGAAAUAUAUGAUGUUAAUAACACUUAUUUUUACAUCGAUAAUAUACGUUCAUUCUGAUGCAUUAUACGAUUUAAAUGAACAAUUCCUAGCAGCAUACGAUCGUGCUCGUGAUCAUUUAAUAUCUACUAUCAGUCCAAUCAUUAUUUGUACUGGAGAUACUGCUACAGUACUACAUCGUGGUCAACGAUACGAAGAACAAGUAAUACCUAAACUCUAUCAUGAUUUGAAAUCUAUAUCCCACAUUCCAUUAACAAUCUAUCUCAGGCUUUUGUUUAAUUCUGGAAAUUUAUCUGAUAGUAAAUAUAUUGAAUUAAAACAAUAUCUACGAGAUAUUCGUUCUCUUCAAAAUUCUAUUCAAUUUCCAACGUAUACACAACAGAAUCAAGAUGAUAUUGUUGAUUUAUCAAUCGAAUAUUUACGAACUGUAUUGAAAAGAAAAUUUGUUGAUAAACUUCAAUUAAAAACAUAUUGUCAACAAAUACAAACGUUAUUUUCAAUUAAUAUUGAAUUAGCUGCACGUAUGCAUCUUGAUAUGCUCGAUUCAAAAAUAAGACCAUGGUAUCAACAUCAUUUUAAUGAUACUGAACGCAAUUCUCUUAGAAUAUUAAUAAUGGGACCGAAAACAGCUCGUCAUGGUUUUCUUACCAAAGAAUAUUUUUAUACAUUAAUUGGAGAACGACAUGAAGGAAAACAUAUUAUCUACGUAGAAAGUGUUGACAAUGAACAGCAAGCAUUAAAAAUAUUAGGCGCAUGGCUGUUAGAUGCACAAACUAGUACAACCUUUUAUGAUGGUGAUAGUGAACGAUUGCAUCGAGAUUUACUUGCUGAUGCGGCCAAGACACAUAUUAAAGGGUUAUUUGAAAAAUCAAAAUUGUCUAUGUCAGUGUGA
Molecule: messenger RNA, 897 nt
Organism: Rotaria socialis
Lineage: Eukaryota; Metazoa; Rotifera; Eurotatoria; Philodinida; Philodinidae
Source: the annotation of a GenBank genome assembly